This is a messenger RNA of Diachasmimorpha longicaudata, 2065 nucleotides long. RefSeq lists its product as uncharacterized. The record is from RefSeq and is a predicted model, not a curated record. The transcript has 6 exons. Bases 1179 to 1856 code for a protein of 225 amino acids. NCBI's taxonomy places the organism in Eukaryota, Metazoa, Arthropoda, Insecta, Hymenoptera, Braconidae.
GCUCUUCCGGUGGGGGGGUGUCGGGUUACCGGGUCGCAAUUGCGGGGCGUGUGUGUCACCAGUCGCUUGGUGACACUUGACGAAUAGUGAAGUUUUUGUGUGUGAUUUCAAUAUUUUUGUGAGGAUUUUUUUUUCAAUUGGUGGAGAAUGCCUCAUCAUGGGAUACAAUGCAGGGCGUCCCGAUCUUCAAAUGGGGAUGAGCUUAUUUCCACCGGCGGUGCUUUCAUCGGGAUUCGCCCCGAAUCGGGGAAUGGAUCGGGUCGACAGCUCGACGAUCCCGUGUUUCGGUUUGUGCGGGUCGUCAGACGGCUCGUCGGUCCCGUCGCUUCACGUCCGGGGACUGGACGGGCAGGUUAUCCAUUUCCCCUGGUGUCACCCUUUGGUAUCAGACUAAGUUGGGGCUAUCGGAGUCCUCUAUCGGCGCCUUGUUAAUGGGACCGGUGCGACGCAUUUUGGAAGAAUCGGGUGAGUCCCCUUUUCGUUAUGUGGACAUCCCGACUGCCCAUUGUCCAUUCGCGGAGCAUCAGACCUGGACGUUUAUCGAACGCGUCAGGCUGCGUUGGAAACCGCGGGCUGCUGGCCGUUCUGCUGGGCAUCGUCCAGCUGCUGAGCGUGAGGUUCAGGUCAUCGGUGAUGACCACUCCCAGGAUGGUGGCCAUCCUGAACGACCUUUGCCCGUGGUGCCUGGACCGUCUUCCUCCGGCUGGGGUGGUUCUCGCCCAGGUGCUGGGCGUCCUCGAGGUUCCGGCCGUCGACGAGGAUCCGGACGUCGUCUCCCAGAAUCCCGACAGUCGUCGGUGAUUCCGUCUGGUUCAGCUGUUGCUCCAUAGCUGGUAAGCUGAUCCCCUUUUUUCGUUAUCAUUACCCUCUAUGCUGUGUGGGGUGUUUAUAAUCUCUUUUCUAGGAAUCUUUCCUUUUCUUCUCCCUUUUUUGUUCUUCGUUGACGUGUGGUCAUUCAGUCGUUGUCCGUCUGUCACGUCGUUCGUUUGUGGUUUGUUUAUUGUUGUAUAAUGGUGUUAUCCGCUGGCGAUCCGAUUGUGCGGGUGUUGGAGGAGCUCAUAGAGACAGCUCCCUUCGUUGGGUCCCUGAUUCGUGGUGGUUCACGGUUUUAGGAUCUCCCCGAGUUGUUGUUAGAGCCUCUUCCCUCUUGGGUUCCACGGGAAAUUUUUGAAUAUCGUAUGGCUCUUACUCUUCCCGCCAUCCGGUCUGGCCAAUAUUUUGGGUUGGGGUUGAUCGAUCUUCUCAAUAGCCAGCGGUAUUCUUGUGAGAUGACAGGUCAUCCUUUCUGGGUUCCGGGUUUUGAGGUUGGGGAUUUUGACGUUGUUCUCCCGGUAUCCUUGGAGUCUUUUCCCUGGGAAACCGUUCAAGAGGUUACUGACCUCUGGCUUACCCUGACGGUGGAGGGUUAUUAUCGUGUCCCUCUGUUCUCCCAUUCUGCCCCGUGUCUUUUGUUUAAUCUCCUCUACGAUGCUUGUUGGGAUCGUGUGGAGAGUAUCCUCAGGAUGGGUAUUACUCGUGAGGCUCGGCGACAGGAUAAUCUGCGCCUAUGGUUGUCGGGUGAUUUUUGUCUCCCCCGUCUCUUUAUUGAGGGUCCCUGCCCGGUGGCUCCUCGUAUGUAUCAAUACGGGGAUGAUCCUCUGGAAUAUCUUCCAUAUUUGUCCGGGGAUCCUACUCUCGGGGAGGAGAUUGUCGAUGAGUACGACUGGUUUGCCUUCUUUGAGUAUGUUCGUGGGGAUGUUUUGAUCGUAUUCGCGGUGUCUAAGGCUGAGGGAAUCCUCCCGGUUCUCCUGAUGCGGCCAUCGUAUGACCUUCCCUGGUUUACUGCGUCCAGGACUUAUAUUUUUUUAUUUUUCUAAAAAUAUUUUAAUAUAUUUUUUUUUUCUGAAAAUUUCAUUGUUGUUUUUUUUCUUUCCCCAUCCAGCUCGCCUCCAGUUCGGUUUCCGGAGUCAACUGCUGCCAAAUUAGGUGAUGCCUCUUCUUUAAUUAUGGUCCUGUUCACUCGGACGGCCAGCAGACGAUCCUUCGUGCAAGUUAUCUCCAAACGCUCUGGCAGUAUCCAUUUUCU